AUGAACAGCUACGAGGAAGCCAUCCUAUUCACCUUUGGCGAACUCGAGUCUCGCGUGGAUCGUCUGGAGUAUCUUUUGGGCGGUCCACACAAAGAUACAUCGGACAAGCCAAGGACGAUCCCCGAUCGCAUUCACAGAAUCGAGAGGUCACUGCAAGCACUGGCGGGGAAGACUUCACUACUUGACGAUACACAUGAGCUAGUGAGCAAACACAAAGACGUGCUCCAACCCCAAGACCACGAUGCCAAAGAUGGCCCACCCCUCGACACCAGUCAAAAGGCAGUCUUGGUCGUGGAACACGCGACGACGUUUGCGACGACAGCAUCCCAGCUCAAAGCGCUCGACGACCAGCAAAUACCCACAAGCGACGGCUUCGCCAAGCUCGCCAUGCUGCAGCCACGCAUCGCCGAAGCGGAAGCCCGCCAACUCGAACAGGCGCUCAAGAUCUCGGAACUCAGAAGGCGGCAUGGGCUCGUGAACCAGCGAUACAAACAGAUCAUGUUUGUCGGCGUUGGCCGAUGCUGGGUCGACUAUCACGAGCGACUAACCAAGGCCCUGAGGACGGUUGUGCGAGAGGAGUACAAGCGGAAGCCGGACGAAGACGAGGGCGCGGGCGAAGAUGUGGACGAAGGCGACGAGUCGGAGGAACUCUAG
Messenger RNA from Plenodomus lingam JN3, 654 nucleotides. RefSeq lists its product as uncharacterized. Gene Ontology annotation, biological process: cytoskeleton-dependent cytokinesis. The record is from RefSeq and is a predicted model, not a curated record. NCBI's taxonomy places the organism in Eukaryota, Fungi, Ascomycota, Dothideomycetes, Pleosporales, Leptosphaeriaceae. Gene Ontology annotation, cellular component: dynactin complex.